Symbiodinium sp. CCMP2592 is the source of this 2145-nucleotide messenger RNA. NCBI's taxonomy places the organism in Eukaryota, Dinophyceae, Suessiales, Symbiodiniaceae. The record is from the annotation of a GenBank genome assembly.
GCUCUGAAGCUCUUGAAGGAAGGCAAUGCACGCUUCGUCGCGGGCCGACCGGUGUCCAUCAGGACCAAUGCCGAAAUGCGGGCGCUGCUGGUUGAGGAGGGCCAGGCUCCCCACACCGCAAUCAUCGGCUGCGCCGACAGCCGCGCUCCCUUGGAGAAGAUUUUUGAUGCCAUGCCCGGGGACAUCUUCGUCCUCCGAAAUGCCGGGAACACCUGCACCCAUGCCGAAGGCAGCUUCGUCGGAAGCCUCGAGUUCGCCACGGGAGCACUUGGCUCCAAACUCAUUCUCGUCUUGGGACACACCAAGUGCGGUGCCAUCUACGGUGCCACGAAGGGCUACUUCGACGCUAAGCUGGGCCCUGGCAAAUCCUCGGGCUCCGCUCUGGAAGGUCUGCUGCACGAUCUUGGCUCCGUGGCUGAGAUGGCUGCUGGCGAGUUGGGGCCAUCGGCCGAGUACGACAAGGUGGCAGCCCAUGCCGUGAAGGUGAACGUCUUCCACACCAUCAACUUCCUGCUGAAGUACAGCAAGAGCCUCCGCCAGCAGGUUCAGAGUGGCAAGUUGGAGAUCCAUGGCGGUAUCUAUCAGCUGGAGACAGGCAAGGUCGAGUUCCUUGGACCCUCGCCGGAUCAAAAGGCCUUGGUCGCAGGAAGCGUUGCUUCCGUGCCGCCUUCGCUGUUCGCUCCCAAGGAGGCCGUGCCGGCCACGGUUCGCACGGCUGCAGAUGCAGCGGUGGCCCCGCAGAAGGCGCUGGAAUACCUCAAGAGCGGCAACAGGCGCUACGUGGCAGGCACACCGACGGCGCCGACCGCUACGCAGGACAUGCGGAAGGCCUUGGUGGACAAGGGCCAAGCUCCACAUGCCGCCAUCAUUGGCUGUGCUGACUCGCGAGCCCCCGUGGAGACGCUCUUUGACGCGGCCCCCGGAGACCUGUUUGUGUUGCGAAAUGCCGGCAACACAUGCACACAUGCCGAAGGAAGCUUCCUGGGCAGCCUGGAGUUCUGCGUUGGCAAGCUUGGCAGCCGCCUCAUCGUCGUGAUGGGCCAUACCAACUGCGGAGCAUUGGCCGGGGCUGCCGGCACGUACUUGUCCAUCAAGGAGGCUGCUGAGACCAAGACGCCUGGCUGCGCUCUCGAGGGUCUUCUUCAGGGGCUGACUUCCGUGGCAGCCCAGACAGCCCAGGAGCUGGGUGGUGCACCGAGCGCCGGCGAUAUCGCAAGUGCAGCGGUGAAGGUGAACGUGUUCAACACCAUCAACUUCCUUUUGAAGUUCAGUGAGCCCAUUCGAGCGUUGGCCAAGAGCGGAGAGUUGGAAAUCCACGGGGCGGUCUACAAGUUGGAGACCGGCGAAGUUGACUUCUUCGGGCCUUCGCCAAAGCAGGCAGAGCUCUUGGCUUCCAAGUUGCAACUCCCGCCCUCCAUGAGCAACUCCGCCGACUCUUUGGCGCUCAUUGGCGCGCAUGGCGUUCGCACUCCAGAGGACCCGCCGAUGCCGGCACAGGCGGCGCUGAAGCUUUUGAAGGAAGGCAACGAGCGCUUUGCCGUGGGUGCCCCCAUCGCUGGCAAGAUCGAUGCGAAGAUGCGGAAAGCCUUGGCGACAGUGGGCCAGGCGCCACACUCAGCCAUCCUGGGAUGCGCAGACUCUCGGGUGCCGCUUGAGUUGGUUUUCGAUGGUCUUCCUGGAGACCUGUUCGUGCUCCGCAACGCGGGCAACACGUGCGUUCACUCCGAGGGCAGCGUGAUGGGCUCACUGGAGUUUUGCACUGGUGCUCUUGGUACCAAGCUCAUUCUCGUGCUGGGGCACACCAAGUGCGGUGCGAUUAACGGCGCAACGAAGGACUACAUGGCCAACAAGGGCAAGUCCAGGGACGAGGCCCCGAACGCCCUCGGUGCACUCCUCCAGGGAUUGAACGCUGUGGCCCAAAAGGCGGAGCAGGAGUUGGGCGGCUCCCCGAAAGAGGAGGAGAUCGCAGUGCAUGCUGUGAAGGUAAACGUCUUCAACUCCAUCGACUACCUCGUGAAAAACAGCCCGGCUCUGAGGAGCAAGGUUGAGUCCGGCGAGGUCGAAAUCGAAGGAGGCAUCUAUGAUCUGGACAGCGGCCGCGUGCGAUGGCUGGGAAAGAGCCCCAAUGCUAGGGCAAAGGCGUAG